This is a messenger RNA of Perkinsus marinus ATCC 50983, 181 nucleotides long. RefSeq lists its product as hypothetical. Lineage: Eukaryota; Perkinsozoa; Perkinsida; Perkinsidae. The record is from RefSeq and is a predicted model, not a curated record. The transcript has a single exon. The annotation marks the transcript as partial.
CCACUGAAGAUAAGUGCACAAUUCUCGUGACCAUCCAUCAGCCUAGUGGUAACAUAUGGCUCUCGCUCAGCAAAGUGUGCCUCCUCGUCCAGGGCAACGUCAUGUACUUUGGCCAACCGGAUAAGGUCCCGGAGUACUUCGCGGUUAUCCUGUACCGACCCUCACUAACCCCGACAAGCAU